Messenger RNA from Scophthalmus maximus (turbot), 4103 nucleotides. Its product is annotated as kinesin-1 heavy chain-like. Lineage: Eukaryota; Metazoa; Chordata; Actinopteri; Pleuronectiformes; Scophthalmidae. The record is from RefSeq and is a predicted model, not a curated record. Gene Ontology annotation, biological process: microtubule-based movement. The transcript has 26 exons. Gene Ontology annotation, molecular function: ATP binding; microtubule binding; microtubule motor activity. The coding region runs from base 118 to 3015 and encodes 965 amino acids.
CGGCCUCCCUGUGGCCGCCUGUGCUGGUUUGGUUAGUGAGACUGUUGCUUGUUGCUGGAGGACGGUGCGCUUCAUCCAUCCAUCCAUCCACACACACACACACACACAGCGGCGGAGAUGGCGGACCCGGCGCAGUGUACCAUCAAGGUGGUGUGCCGUUUCAGGCCGCUCAACAAAUCGGAGGUGGCCCGCGGGGACAAGUACAUCCCCAAGUUCACGGGGGACGACUGCGUGCAGAUCGCGGGUAAACCGUACUACUUUGAUCGCGUAUUCCAGUCCAACACGACCCAGUUGCAGUUCUACAAUGCCGUGGCCCAGAAGAUCGUCAAAGAUGUUCUGGACGGCUACAACGGGACAAUAUUUGCCUAUGGGCAGACGUCCUCGGGCAAAACUCACACAAUGGAGGGGAACCUCCAUGACCCAGACAUGAUGGGAGUCAUUCCCAGAAUUGUUCAAGACAUUUUCAACUACAUUUAUUCCAUGGAUGAGAACCUGGAGUUUCAUAUCAAAGUUUCAUAUUUCGAAAUUUACCUGGACAGAAUCAAGGACCUGUUGGACGUAACAAAGACCAACCUUUCUGUGCACGAGGAUAAAAACAGGGUGCCUUAUGUCAAGGGGUGUACUGAGCGUUUUGUGUGCAGCCCCGACGAGGUCAUGGACGCCAUAGAUGAAGGCAAAAACAGCAGACACGUGGCUGUCACAAACAUGAAUGAGCACAGUUCCAGAAGUCACAGCAUCUUCCUCAUCAACAUCAAGCAGGAAAACACACAGACUGAGCAGAAAAUGACCGGCAAACUCUACCUCGUCGAUCUGGCUGGCAGCGAAAAAGUGGGGAAAACUGGCGCGGAGGGCACCGUGCUGGAUGAAGCCAAGAUGAUCAACAAGUCCCUGUCCUCACUGGGAAUUGUCAUCUCAGCCCUGGCAGAGGGCUCGGCCUAUAUACCGUACAGAGACAGUAAGAUGACCAGGAUCCUGCAGGACUCGUUAGGCGGGAACUGUCGGACCACCAUGGUCAUCUGCUGCUCCCCCUCCUCUUUCAACGACGCGGAGACCAAGACCACACUGCAGUUUGGACAAAGGGCGAAGACUGUAAAGAACACGGUGACCCUGAACGUGGAGCUGACCGCCGAGCAGUGGAAGAGCAAGUGGGAGAAAGAGAAGGAGAAGAACAAGACGCUGAAGAACACCGUCAACUGGCUGGAGAACGAGCUCAACCGCUGGAGGAAGGGAGAGGACGUACCAGUGGAGGAGCAGUUUGACAAAGAGAAGGCCAAAGCAGAGGUCCUGGCCUUGGACAAGGCUCUCAACAAUGACAAGACGGCACCCACACCGGCCCUCAGCACGCUGCCCGGGGUCACGCUCACCGGCCCCGAGAAGGAGAAGUGCGAGGCGGAAAUGGCCAAACUGUACAAAGAGAUGGAUGACAAGGACGAUGAGAUCAACCAGCAGUCUCAGUUGUUGGAGGCGCUGAGGGAACAGAUGUUGGACCAGGAGGAGCUCUUGACCUCCUCCCGUCACGACCACGACACCCUGCAGAAGGAGCUCAACCGCCUGCUGGCAGAGAACGAAGCCUCCAAGGAGGAGGUGAAGGAGGUGCUGCAGGCACUGGAGGAGCUGGCCCUCAACUAUGACCAGAAGAGUCAGGAAGUCGAGGACAAAGCACAAGAGUUCGAGGCGCUCAGCGAGGAGCUGAACGAGAAAUCUAGCUCCUUGGCCUCCAUUGACUCUGAACUGCAGAAGCUGAAGGAGAUGACCAACCACCAGAAGAAGAGGGUCACUGAGAUGAUGUCGUCAUUACUCAAAGAUCUGUCUGAGAUCGGCAUCGCCGUGGGAAGCAAAGACAUUAAGCAACAAGACAGCAGUGGUCUCCUCGACGAAGAGUUCACCGUGGCGCGUCUCUACAUCAGCAAGAUGAAGUCGGAUGUGAAGACGAUGGUGAAGCGGCUGAAACAGCUGGAGAGCACCAAGGCCGAGAGCAGCCAGAAGAUGGACGAGACGGAGAGUGAGCUGACCGCCUGCCAGCUCCGCGUCUCCCAGUAUGAGGCGAAGAUCAAGUCGCUGACAGACUGCCUCCUGAAUGUGGAGCAGAAGAAAAGGCAUCUGGAGGAAAACGUGGACUCUCUCAAUGAGGAAAUAGUCCGGAUCAAAGCCCAAGAGAAAGUUAACGCCAUGGAGAAGGAGCACGAGGUUCAGUCUACUAAUGAAGUUAAGGAGACUGUGGAGAAGCAGAUCCAGUCCCACAGGGAGACCCACCAGAGGCAGAUCAGCAGCCUGAGAGACGACCUGGACGGCAAGGAGAGGGUCAUCAUAGAGCUGCAGGAUCUGAACCAGCAGAUCAUGUUGGAGCAGGAGAGGCUGAGAGUGGAGCACGAGAAGCUCAAAGCCGUCGACCAGGAGAAGAGCCGCCAACUGCAAGAGCUCACGGUGUUGCAGGACAGACAGGAGCAGGCCAGACAGGACCUGAAGGGAUUAGAGGAGACUGUGGCCCGGGAGCUGCAGACGCUCCACAACCUGAGGAGGCUUUUUGUCCAAGACUUGUCCACUAGAGUCAAAAAGAGUGCGCAGAAGGACUCAGAAGACUCAGAGGGCAGCACCGCCCAGAAACAGAAGAUCUGUUUCCUGGAGAACAACCUCGAGCAGCUGACCAAAGUCCACAAGCAGCUGGUGCGGGACAACGCCGACCUGCGCUGUGAGAUCCCCAAGAUGGAGAAGCGCCUGCGGGCCACGGCUGAGCGGGUCAAAGGCCUGGAGACGGCCCUGAAGGAGGCCAAGGAGAACGCAGCCCAUGACCGAAAGCGCUACCAGCAGGAGAUGGAGCGCAUCAAGGACGCCGCCGUCGUCGCCAAGCCUAAAAACAUGGGCCGGAGAGCGUCCAUCGCCAAGCCCAUCAGACCAGGCCAGCUGCCGGGUGCUCCCCUGAUCCCCAGCGUCAACAGGUCCAACCUCAUCCAGAAUAACCAGACUGCCGGCAUCAAAGGAGGAAGCAACAACAGCUGCUGGGAAGAUGAAUCAUGAAGCCACGAAGGAACAAAGCACUGAUCGUCCACCUGGCAUCACCGCACAAUUCCUCCAAAAAUUAAAGUGUGUAUAUCUGUCUUGUCUAUGUCUUUUAUAGUUGCCUAAAGUUCAAACAUAUUACUUCUAUUAUGCUGUACAGUAGAGAGAGAGCGUGCACUGUUCCUUUUCUCCGAUCUUCUCUGUCUUCACUGGGAUUCUCUCCAUUUUGGCUCAAAUUGUGAACUGGUUGACUGGGAGAAAUGGUUGCAUAUAUUUAAAAUCUCCUCUAAUGACACUGAUCCGACUAUGCAUUCUUGUUAUUAUAUGCAGAUGAUUGAAAUGAUUGCUGUCAGCCACUGAGAUGUGUAUUUACCACAACAUGGCGGGUCAAAAAUGAUGCAUGUAGUGUUUUUGUCAGCUGAGAAGAGACAGAACUCCUGUUGAACUUUGCUUUUCUUGUUUCUGUGUUUGCAAGAAUUUUUUUUUUUUUUAAAAAAGCAUCAGCUUCCCAACUGUCAUUUGUCACUGCAAGUCUUUGGCUCAGGGCACAAGGUGUCGUUAUAUACAAGUCUUAUUUAUGCCUGAAGGCUGCAGGCAAAAGGUUUUCAUGUUUACUUUGUUUGAUAACGCAUGAAUUAUGUUUUAUUGUUAAUAUAUAUUUACCACUUAGAUGGAAAUGCUUGAAUUUAUAGCAGCGAAGAAGACGAGUUGUUUUCUCGUGUGACACUCACAUCUGUCGUCUUGGAAGAAUCAUUUGUUCAUGUUCAUCCAACUGAGUGAACAGUUUCAACUGCCUAUUGUGACAUACUGAGCCACCGAAAGUGUUAUUGAUAACUUAAAGUUUUGAAGUCACUAAAACCAACGUAUAUGUGCCUUGGAAAUGUGUAUUUCUGGCACUCCCAUCGGACCUACUGUACUACCGCACUUCGCUCUUUUUUUCUUCUUCUUUUUUUCUUAUAUAAAUUCCAAACAUAAUGAAAAAAUUAAAAGCAAACCGUGAUGCAUUUAUAGUCAGACAUUCUUGAUUUUGCAUGCCGAAAGGGUUGAAAGGUUUUUGAAAAUUACCACAAAAAAGCCUUAACGCUAUCAAUUAAAAUCUUCUCUAU